UUAUAUUAUGUUAUAUGUCAGGGGGUUAUAUUAGGCAGCAAGUCUGGGCUCAAAGUUGAUAUGUUGUAAACAGGAAAAAUGGGCAAGCGUUAAGUUCUGAGCGAUUUUGACUAGAACCAAAUUGUGGUGUCUAGUCAACUGGGUCAAAGAAUUGAAAGAACAAAGAACUGCAAGGCUUGUGGGGUCUUCCUGAUUUGCAGUGGUUAGUACCUAAGGAAGGGACAUUGAUGUGCUUGAAGGCUAUCCUGUCUGGACAAUCACCCUGUGCAAUGCAUCCUAAUGGUGGAAUGGUGGAUCAGUAACUGCCCCAGCUCUGAAUGAGCUAGCUGACACUGGACAAGCAGUCAUGUUAAUAAAAUAAAUGUGGAACCUUUUAUACCCAGCAGGUUUUGAGGUAAAACACAGGCAGGUUUGCAGACACAGAGGGGAAGCUGGCAUUUCUAGGAUCAGCAUUCCUUGAUGGAAGUGGGACACUGCACCACAGGCCUCCCACAAUCAUGUAGGAAUAUACCAUGUACCAGUGAGUAUUCAAGGGUGUUAACCUUGGCGUUGGUGGUCUCAGGGUGUAACCGAAUCAUUGUCCAUACAAGUCUGAUUCACUGCUGGUCAAAGGUAAAGGGGAAGAUGUGUGCUGUAGGAGACAUGUACACAUUCACAUUGGAUCUAAGUGCAUUCUCACCAGAGCAAGUGAUCGUUACUUCUUCACAUAACCUCAUUCACGUUUCUGCUGAGAAGAUGGAAUCAGACGGGACAAUCGUGAAUACAUUUUCACAGAAAUGCCAGUUUCCAGCAGAUGUAGACCCAAUGUCAGUGACCUCUUCCUUGGGGAACAGUGGCACACUGAUGGUUAGUGCAUGUAAACAGAAAGCUAAAGGUUAGACAAUGAAUAAUUCAAAUUCAAUGUACAGUGCAAGUGUGGACUAGGUCUCUACAACAUUUGCAGAUUUAUAAGUUUCACUCAUAUUAUAGUCAAGUGGUCUUUAAAUUGAUUUUUUUCUUGAAUGUUUUUGUUUGUUGUGAUUAAAAUGGUAAUCUAUGAAAUCCAGAUAAUUAUACAUUACUAUCUCUUGGGAAUUUGACUGUGCUUGUAAAAGGUUUCACAUUUAAUGGAUGUUAUUCAUGUUAUAUUUGUGUAAUUUGCAAGCUAUAUGUGUGAGGUUUAUAUACAUUCAAAUGAUAAGAGGAUAUUUGUUGUUCAACAUGGGCAACUUUAUUGUACAUGAUUUGGAAAAUGAAUAAAAUAAAUACCAAUUCAUCAAUAAUUGUC
Tachysurus fulvidraco (yellow catfish) is the source of this 1267-nucleotide messenger RNA. Its product is annotated as heat shock protein beta-7-like. NCBI's taxonomy places the organism in Eukaryota, Metazoa, Chordata, Actinopteri, Siluriformes, Bagridae. The record is from RefSeq and is a predicted model, not a curated record. Bases 460 to 879 code for a protein of 139 amino acids. Gene Ontology annotation, cellular component: nucleus; cytoplasm. The transcript is spliced from 4 exons.